Molecule: messenger RNA, 504 nt
Organism: Caenorhabditis remanei
Lineage: Eukaryota; Metazoa; Nematoda; Chromadorea; Rhabditida; Rhabditidae
Exons: 2
Coding region: 1-504 (167 amino acids)
Biological process (GO): ubiquitin-dependent protein catabolic process
Cellular component (GO): elongin complex
Molecular function (GO): protein-macromolecule adaptor activity
Source: RefSeq, a predicted model, not a curated record
AUGUCGUCUGCCGACGGAAACGGAAACAAUGAGGAGAGAGAGGCAACGGAAGAGAUUCAAAAGCUGAAAUUGGAGAAAGGAGAGCAGGAAAAAGAAAAAGAAGAAGAGAAAAAAGACGACUCCAACAAAGAAGCGCCCGAGGAAAACAACAAAGAGCCCACCACAUCGAAACCGAAGCGCCAAAAACGCAAGAACCGCGGUCUCAACGGAGCAAACUCGUUAUAUGUGAAACUCGUCAGUCGAGACGAGCAUGAGUUCAUUAUAAAAAGGGAGCUGGCAGAGAAAUCGAGAGUUCUCAAGAACAUGUUGCGCUGUCCGGGAGGAGGGCCGUCGAACAACACCGUGUACCUCCAUAUGAUACCAUCAGGCGUGUUGCAGAAGAUGUGCAACUACCUUAUGUAUCAGAAACAAUAUCUGAAGAAACAAGGAGAAAUCGAGGAGUUUGAGAUUAAGCCGGAAGACGCUCUGGAUUUGAUGUAUGUAGCCGGGUUCUUUGAAAUUUAA